AUGGGUCUGUAUGCUGAAGGCUGGUAUAAUGGCACGUUUCAAGAAUACCUACUGGACAUGACGAUGGCUACCAGAGAAUUAGGAGUUCGCAGUGGUUAUAUAAGCUCAGCACUUAUGAUCGAAUGGCUGAAUGCUUCAGAAGUACUAGUCCCUACAAUGCUAUGGGGAACGGAGGUAAAUAACAGCAGCAUGGUGCUGAAACUACGAUAUGGCACCUCAGAUCUUGGCGGAGGAGCCAUCCGAAUGAUGCUAGAACGUUUACAUAAACUGGAUUACCCUAUGCCUAUAUGGCCUUUCAAUGUUGGAUUCACAUACCUUGCUGAACGUGAGAGCAGUAGCAAUAUGUUUAUGAAACCGUUUACCAUCAACGUGUGGUGGUGCACAUUGGGCCUCUUCAUCGUUUUGGCUCUAGCGCAGCGAAUCACAGCCAAACACCCAGUGGAAAAAGAAGGGGCUUACAUCGCCGCUCUUGCCACGUAUUUGCAGCAAGAUGCAAGCGCUGUACCAGAAGGAGUGUCGGGCCGUUGGUCUUUCUUAGUAUUGUCAAUAUCAGCGAUGCUUAUCCACGCCUACUAUACAUCUGCAAUCGUUUCUGCAUUAAUGAGUGCUGGCAGAGACGGCCUGGACUCUCUCCGAGCUUUGGGAGACUCGAAAUACUCAAUUGCGUCAGAGGACUACGAUUAUAUGCGCUAUUUGAUGUUCGAUGUACAAACUAACUGGGAUGACCUGGAAUACUUGAAAAGGAAGAAAAAGACGUCAAGUUUCUAUCAAGAUAUCCACACGGGGGUACGCAUGUUGCAAGCUGGCCAGACGGCCUUUCAUACUGAAUAUAACCAGCUCUAUCCACAUUUGAGAACCUUCACUGAUGAUCAAAUUUGUAGGCUGCAAUAUGUUGAUACUAUUCCUGAGCUGGCAUCACUUACGGAACGUAUGAAUCAGAUGAUCAGCUCGCUUUACACACCAACAGCAUCAAAAGCAGAAGCUACCACGUCGCCGCCCACUUCGGCCAGUUCACCUACUGCACCUGCUGGAGACCACUCUAACUACCCAUACAAUACUUAUUACGCAUAUCCUCCAUACUCCAUACCGGCACCUCAAGUUAUAUACGUAACGCCAACACAGUACCCGCCACUUCCCGGACCAUUUAUACCAACAACCGCUGUAGAUCCUAACGUAAAACCAUUUAAAAGUAUGUACUAUCCGCGCAAAGAAAUUGCUCAACCAUUCGAUUUUGCAUUCCCUGGAUCCAUGGAUGCAUUAUCUCCUUACCAAAAUUAUUACGAUCACUAUCCUUUUACGCAGUAUCCGUCGCCGCCACAAUAUCCUAUUCCUACUCCGUAUCAGCCCUCGCCAUAUCCACCACCUUAUCCUUAUCCUGAAUAUCCAAAAAUGCCCUUGUAUCCAUCGGUCUCUCCUUAUCAAGCUCCUCCUCAAGUUUAUUCACCUCCUCCAGCUCCUUAUCCAUUUCCACCAAUAUACCAUAAAUCAAAUGAAAUGCCUUCGCCACCUUACUAUUUAAAUUCUCUAACAGAAACAAUAAUAAAUGACGACGAUAAAUCCAACGAACCUCGGGAUAUUCUUAAUGUACAACCUGACGUCGGUGACGAUAAUACUACAGAGUACCAAGCAGCACCAAUUGACUGGAUGAACACGUUCAUCGAAUCAGGUAGUACUAUAUUUCCAACAUCCUCCGCAGCUUUAAUGGCUCAAGCCACCAGCUCGGAUAAGUCAGCCGAAGAACAACUUGAAGAUAUAAAGGAAAUCGCGAACCAAAUUACAAUGUCGAUACAAAGUGAAAUGGCUAACCUUCUUUCGUACGCGAUAUCUAGUACCAGUAAUGAAACUGACAAUAAGCUUAGAAGGAAAAGGUCUGUUGAAACACCAAUGGACAGUUCACAGUUGGUCAUGAGACUAUUAAAACAUAUCAAGUCUAAUAAUGAAUACCAGAACAUCGCAAUAGAAAAAAUGAUGACUGCUCAAGAAAUUGCCGAUAAAUACGGAAUCAGUUUUAGUCCUGAUCCUGAAACACUUUCUGAUCUGGCUUUAGCUGCAAAUGAACAAGCCGAAGAAAUGUCUGCAAUUCUCAAAGAGGCCAUCGAAAGCAAAAAUGUUACCAAGAGAGAACCGGAGUCAAAUGAAAACACAAAUAUAGUUGAAAAUAUGCAGCUUAACUCUACCGAUAAUUUUAAUAAAUGUUUUGAUCAAUACGAGAAUAAGCAGGAAAAUUCAACUAAUCAUAUUUUAAAUUUCGAAAUACUUAAGGAGAAUGAUUGCAAUGCUCAUCCAGCUGCAUCCCAUUACAACCACUACAACUACUAUCCAGUUGAAUCACAAAUAAUGUCACCACCGCACUUUUACAAUGCUCCUGUCAGUCAGCGACCAAAUUUCUAUGACUUGGUUUCGAAUAACCCAAUACAAGAUUAUUACUGUACCAUGGAGCCCACUACGACUACCAUAAUUCUGUCGAAUGACGAACCCGAGGAGGCAGAACCUGAAUUAGUAGCUGAAGAAUAUGAAGAGACCGUAUCUUCGAAAGUCUUCAUAAAUCACGAGGAAGCACCUGAUGUAUCAACUGUAAACCAUGUGAUGAGUUAUACAAUAUCCGAGAAAGCUCAUUUUAGGACACCCCAAAUUGAAAGUUUACCUCAACAAAUGCAAUAUUACUUUUUACUAAUGUAAAUACUACCUUUUCCAAAAAAAAAUGUUAGUGCUACAUAGUAUAAGUUUUAUAUCAGCGGGCUUAUUCUUAGACAUUUUAGCGUGUCUAGUGCAAAACUCCAAAGUCGUAAUCUGUCAUCUCUUACAAAAGUGCCAUUGUUGGCAGAAGCGAUUAAAAAUUUAAAAAAGAAAUCCGGUCAAAAUCACACUAUCAUAAGACGAAUGGUUGCGACCCAGUAACAUGACACAGAAAAAUAUAUAGGUACAAGCCCGCUGGUUUGUUGUAUUGAUUUGUAACGUGUAUUUAAUUAAAGACCCUGUAUAGAAGAAGUUUAAUAUAUUUCAAGAAAAAUA
Molecule: messenger RNA, 3012 nt
Organism: Pararge aegeria (speckled wood butterfly)
Lineage: Eukaryota; Metazoa; Arthropoda; Insecta; Lepidoptera; Nymphalidae
Exons: 8
Coding region: 1-2679 (892 amino acids)
Source: RefSeq, a predicted model, not a curated record